UCGGGCGAGGUCACGUUCAGCUUGGAAUCCGGCUCGGAAUACUUGAAGAUCGACAACAUGACGGGCGAGCUGAGCACCACGGAGCGGCGCAUCGACCGCGAGAAGCUGCCGCAGUGCCAAAUGAUCUUCGACGAGAACGAGUGUUUCCUGGACUUCGAGGUGUCGGUCAUCGGGCCGUCGCAGAGCUGGGUCGACCUCUUCGAAGGCCGGGUGAUCAUCCUGGACAUCAACGACAACACACCGACCUUCCCUUCCCCGGUACUCACCCUCACCGUCGAGGAGAACCGGCCGGUGGGGACGCUCUACUUGCUCCCCACCGCCACCGACCGCGACUUCGGGCGCAACGGCAUCGACCGUUACGAACUGCUGCAGGAGCCCGGCGGCGGGGAGGCCAGCAGCGUCUUCGAGCUGCAGGUGGCCGACACGCCAGACGGCGAGAAGCAGCCGCAGCUGAUCGUCAAAGGGGCUUUGGACCGCGAGCAGAGGGACUCUUACGAGCUGAGCCUGCGGGUGCGGGACGGGGGCGAGCCGGCGCGGUCCUCGCAGGCCAUCCUCCGCGUGCUGAUCACCGACGUGAACGACAACAGUCCCCGCUUCGAGAAGAGCGUCUACGAGGCCGACUUGGCCGAGAACAGCAGUCCCGGCACGCCGAUCCUCCAGCUGCGGGCGGCCGACGCCGACGCCGGGGUCAACGGCCAGAUCGAGUACGUCUUCGGGGCGGCUACCGAGUCGGUGAGGCGGCUGCUGCGCCUGGACGAGGCGUCGGGCUGGCUCAGCGUCCUGCACCGCAUCGACCGCGAAGAGGUGAGCCAGCUGCGCUUCACCGUCAUGGCCCGGGAUCGCGGGCAGCCGCCCAAGAACGACAAGGCCACCGUGGUGCUGACCAUCCGCGACGAGAACGACAACGUGCCCACCAUCGACAUCCGUAAGAUCGGGCGCAUCCCGCUGCGCGACGGGGUGGCCAGCGUGGCCGAGGACGUGCUGGUGGACACCCCCAUCGCCCUGGUGCAGGUCUCGGACCGCGACGAAGGCGAGAACGGCGUGGUGACUUGCACCGUCGUGGGCGACGUGCCCUUCCAGCUCAAGCCGGCCAGCGAGGGGGAGGGCGAGCCGCAGAACAAGCGCAAGUACUUCCUGCACACCUCGGCGCCGCUGGACUACGAGGCCCUGCGGGAUUACAACGUGGUCAUCGUGGCCGUGGACUCCGGCAGCCCCAGCCUGUCCAGCAACAACUCGCUGCUCGUCCGCGUGGCCGACACCAACGACAACCCGCCCGUCUUCAGCCAGCCCGUCUUGGAGGUACCCUUCCCGGAGAACAACGCCCCGGGCGAGCGGGUGGCCACCGUGCUGGCCACCGACGCGGACAGCGGCAAGAACGCGGAGCUGGCUUACUCGCUGGAGCCCUCGCCGCUGGCGGCCGAGGCGCCCGCGGGCCUCUUCACGAUCGACCCGGAUUCGGGCGACGUGCGCGUGCAGGCGGCGCUGGAUCGCGAGCAGCGGGACACCUACCAGUUCCAAGUCACGGCCCGCGACAAAGGGGCGCCCUCCUUGCAAGGCUCGGCCCUGGUGGUGGUGCGGGUGGCCGACCGCAACGACAACGAGCCGCGCUUCAUGCAGGACGUCUUCACCUUCUACGUCAAGGAGAACCUGCAGCCCAACAGCCCGGUGGGCAUGGUGACCGUGAUGGACGCCGACAAGGGGCGCAACGCUCAACUCACCUUGGCUAUCCAAGCGGGCGCUCAGGAAGCCGGGUCCUCCUCCUCCUCCGCCGACCCGGGCAUCUUCUCCAUCGAGAACGACACGGGCACUAUCUACUCCACCGUCUCCUUCGACCGCGAGCUGCAGACCAGCUACACUUUCCGCGUGAAAGCCGUGGACGGCGGCGAGCCGGCUCUCUCGGCCACGGCCACCGUCUCGCUCUUCGUCAUGGACGAGAACGACAACGCGCCGGCCGUCACCUCGCCCGCCAACAACUCUUUCGACCUGCUGCCGGUUUCCAGCACCCCGCGCCACGUGGUGGCCACCGUGCAGGCGCGGGACGCGGACGCCGGCCAGAACGCGGAGCUGUCUUACAGCCUGGUGGGCGGCAACCCUUUCAAACUCUUCGAGAUCGACCCGUCCAGCGGGGUGGUCUCGCUGGUGGCCCAGCUGGCUCCCAAACACUACGGCUUGCACCGGCUGGUGGUGCAGAUCAACGACAGCGGCCAGCCGGCUCAAGCCACCACGGCGCUGCUCCACGUCUUCGUCAACGAGACCUUGGCCAACACCAGCGCGGUGGAGAGCCAGGUGGCGCGGAGCUUGCACACGCCGCUGGGCAGGGACAUCGCGGGCGACCCCAGCUACGAGCUGAGCAAGCAGCGCUUAAGCAUCGUGGUGGGCGUCGUGGCCGGCGUGAUGGCCGUGGUGCUGCUGAUUUUGGUGGUGGUCCUGGCGCGCUACUGCCGGGCCAAAGGCAAGCACGGCGGCUACGAGGCCGGCAAGAAAGACCACGAGGAUUUCUUCACGCCCCAGCCCCACGACAAGGCCAAGAAGCCCAAGAAGGACCGCAAGGGCAAGAAAGGAGGAGGCAAGCAACCCCUUUACAGCAGCAUCGUCACCGUCGAAGCCUCCAAGCCCAACGGGCAGCGCUACGACAGCGUCCACGAGAAACUCUCCGCCGCCGACAGCCCGGCUCUCAGCCGUUACCGGUCGGUCAACGGCGGGCCGGGCAGCCCGGAUUUGGCCCGGCAUUACAAAUCCAGCUCGCCUUUGCCCACCGUGCAGCUUCACCCCCAGUCGCCCACCGCCGGGAAAAAGCACCAAGCUGUGCAGGACCUGCCGCCGGCGAACACCUUCGUGGGGGCAGGAGACAAUAUCUCCAUCGGAUCUGACCACUGCUCCGAGUACAGCUUUAUUACAAAUUCACCUCGACGCCCAGAGAAACAGAUGCCGUUCCGUAGAGUGACGUUUUCAGUUGUGAGUCAGCCUCAAGACCCACAUCAAGGGUCUUUGCAGAGUUGCUAUGACAGCGGUCUGGAGGAAUCUGAAACACCAAGCAGUAAGAGUUCUUCAGGCCCAAGGCUGGGUGCCCUUCCACUCCCAGAGGACAACUACGAAAGGACAACGCCGGAUGGCAGUGUUGGUGAGGCAGAGCAUAUGGAAAAUGAUUCAAGACCUCUGCCAGAUGUCGCCCUGACCGGAAAGUGCACCCGGGAGUGUGAUGAGUAUGGCCACUCUGACUCCUGUUGGAUGCCCGUCCGCACUUCACCCGAAAGGAAGCCGAAAAACCAGCCCAAACUCUCCACUUUCAUGCCUGUCGAUGAACGGGGCAGUCCGGAGAAGCUGGCCAACGGAGAGGCCUCCCUGAUGGGCGAUCGCAACAGGAACCUCCUGAACAAAAAGUUGACCUCAUCUUAUGAGACCUUCAGUGCAGCUAGCUUCAGCAAAAGCGAAGAAACCAACCCAGAGGAUAUUCCCCUGGCACAGACAGGGGAAUACAAGCCAUCUACUAUCAAUACUUUAACUCGAAGGGAAGUUUAUCUUUAG
This is a messenger RNA of Notechis scutatus (mainland tiger snake), 3525 nucleotides long. The record is from RefSeq and is a predicted model, not a curated record. Lineage: Eukaryota; Metazoa; Chordata; Lepidosauria; Squamata; Elapidae.